GGCCUCUAUAUCAAGCAACCAAAGGAGAAGAAGAUCAUCGUUCAUCUUUCAUCAAAGGAGGAAAUAAUGGGAGGAGGGAAUGGGCAGAAAUCCAGAACAGCUCGGGAGAGAAACAUGGAGAAGCUCCAAAAGGCCGCCAAUAAGGGUACGUUGCAAACAACUCUUGCUUCAUUAACUAGCUAGCUAGUUCAGUUUUUAGCCAAAUUCAUUGACAUGCGUCUCUCUGUAUAUGUGGGGUGAAGGAAGCCAGCUUCAGUCCAACAAGAAGGCCAUGACCAUCCAGCUACCUAGGCUCUGUUACUGUUAUAUUGUAGUAUACCUCUUUCUCUUUUUUGCUGUCAUUAAUACGUUUUGCUUCUCUGUUUCUACCGUGGCGGCGUCUGUGGCGGUGGCGGUGGCCGGCGGGGGAAUAUACAGUGCAAAGUGUGCAUGCAGACGUUCAUAUGCACGACGUCGGAGGCCAAGUGUCGGGAGCACGCCGAGGCCAAGCAUCCUAAAUCUGAUGUCUUCACUUGUUUCCCCCAUCUCUCCACCAAGUAAUAAUGGUGGAAUAGCUACAAUAAACCUGCAAGUCCAAAGACACGAAGAAAUAGAGAGAAGCAGCUUAGCUUAUGUAUUACAUACAUGUGUGAUCAAUUUCUCUACCCAUGAAGUAUGAAAGAAGGAUAAGUAUAUGACGAAACCGUCCAAUGAAUCGUGGAGGUCCUGUUCUGAAAUUGAGGUAUAAUUUAAAUUGAAUUUUAAGUGGAUAGAAAGAAAAAAAAAAGAGCUGUAUUUAACGUAAGAUCCGGUUCUAAGCAAACCAGAAAACGGUCGAGUAUAUUGCAUUCCUCAAAAGAAGUGCGUGCAUUCCCCGAUCAAAGAAGCCCUUAUUCAAAUCUAGGGCGAGGGGAGAGGAAUGGGCCAGACCUGGUCAUUUCUCAAGAACAAUAGCUAAAGGACCUGAUACUACUACUUGGAUCUGGAACCUACAUGCUGAUGCUCACGAUUUCGAUAGCCAUACCAGUGAUUUGGAGGAGAUUUCUCGAAAAGUAUUUAGUGCUCAUUUCGGCCAACUCUCCAUCAUCUUUCUUUGGCUGAGUGGCAUGUAUUUUCACGGUGCUCGUUUUUCUAAUUAUGAAGCAUGGCUAAGUGAUCCUACUCACAUUUGACCUAGCGCCCAAGUGGUUUGGCCAAUAGUGGGUCAAGGAAUAUUAAAUGGUGAUGUGGGUGGAGGUUUCCGAGGAAUACAAAUAACCUCGGGUUUUUUCCAGAUUUGGAGAGCUUCGGGAAUAACUAGUGAAUUACAACUUUAUUGUACCGCAAUUGGUGCACGGGGCCAAGCCUUAACGGUUUUUAAGGAGGUUGGGUGACAGAUCGGCCAUAGGAGUACCCCGGGAUAUAAACCAGGGCAACAAAUGUCGAUGAUACGACAAUGCCGCCCGUUUUCAUUUCAUGGAAGUCUCCGGCAGAGGAAAGGGCUGUAGGUGAUGGCGCGUUUUGCUUCUUAUCUGGAGAGGGGGGCUGGAAUCGUUCCUAUGGGGUCGUGCGUGGCAGCUAGUAUAGAUGAAUAAGGGCGGGCUAAGCUU
Molecule: messenger RNA, 1568 nt
Organism: Linum trigynum
Lineage: Eukaryota; Viridiplantae; Streptophyta; Magnoliopsida; Malpighiales; Linaceae
Source: the annotation of a GenBank genome assembly